Messenger RNA from Pochonia chlamydosporia 170, 930 nucleotides. RefSeq names its product ribonuclease P complex subunit Pop2. The transcript has a single exon. Bases 1 to 930 code for a protein of 309 amino acids. NCBI's taxonomy places the organism in Eukaryota, Fungi, Ascomycota, Sordariomycetes, Hypocreales, Clavicipitaceae. Gene Ontology annotation, cellular component: nucleolar ribonuclease P complex. The record is from RefSeq and is a predicted model, not a curated record. Gene Ontology annotation, molecular function: RNA binding. Gene Ontology annotation, biological process: tRNA processing.
AUGAUCUACGACCUCAACAUCGCGUGGACCCCUUCCACAACGUCUGAGCGUCUCCUCCAAACUCUUUCUCUCGCACAUUCUCUUGGGUACUCCACAGUUGCCCUCAAUCACACGCUGGAACUUCCGUUCCCCACGAAUCCUACAUCGCCCUUCCCAUCAGGCCUCGAGUCCUCGCCUUCCCGAAAGCUGCCCAAAUUGUUGCACCGGGCUACUCUUCCGCUCGACGAUCCCGCUGCUUCCAACUAUCGCCUACAGUCUCUCGCAAACGUUUACGAUAUUCUCGCUAUCCGGCCGCUGACUGACAAGGCGUUCCAAAAUGCUUGCCUUACUCUCGACAUCCCCAUCAUCUCUCUCGACCUCACCACCCACUUCCCCUUCCACUUUCGCCCCAAACCAUGCAUGGCUGCGGUGAGCCGUGGCGUUCGUUUCGAGAUAUGCUACGCCCAACUCCUUACCGCUGACAACCGCGGACGCGCAAACUUCAUCUCCAAUGCCACCAGCAUAAUUCGCGCCACCCGCGGACGCGGCAUUAUUAUUAGCAGCGAGGCCAAGACAGCACUUAGCCUACGUGGACCGGCGGACGUGGUCAAUCUUUUGAACGUGUGGGGUUUGGCCAACGAAAAAGGCCUCGAGGGUCUGCGAAAUAUUCCUCGAAGCAUCGUUGUUAACGAAGGGAUGAAGAGGAAUGGCUUUCGCGGCGUCAUUAAUGUAGUUCAAGUGGCAUCGAGGGACAGUCGCGACUCCAAUAAAAGUCCUUUGGAGGACAACGAGCAGAGUACUGGCACGGACACUGACCUAGGUGGCAAAAAGGGACAAAAACAAAAACGUAAAAAUGGUGCAGAGGAUGGUCAGUCUAUCAGCAAGAGGCAGGCCAAGAAGAUGAGGCUGGCUGCUCGCUCAGCUGACCCGGAUAAAAAACCAGCGUCAUGA